Molecule: messenger RNA, 768 nt
Organism: Arctia plantaginis
Lineage: Eukaryota; Metazoa; Arthropoda; Insecta; Lepidoptera; Erebidae
Source: the annotation of a GenBank genome assembly
AUGCAGAAAAGGUACCUUCUCGAUACGAUGAAAAAUCUUUUCAUUACAUUCAAGAAAGAGAAUCCUAACGAGAGUUGCUCAUACUCUUACUUCACCAAGCAAAGACCGUUCUACGUAAAACCACCAGUCGUUGAUGGCAGAGAUACCUGUCAGUGUAAGAUGCAUACUAAUACCCAAUACAUGCUAAAUGCUCUUUACAGCAACAAAAUCAUAUCAGAGUCAAACAUGUCCCAGGUUAUUGAGAAGACUGUGUGUGCAACUGAUAACCGACUUUGCAUGCAGGGUGAUUGCGCCUCCUGCAAUACUAAGGAAAUAAUAUACAACACGCAAAAUAAGUCACGAAUGUUAAAAUGGCAAGAAUGGGUUCGGCGAUCCGAGAUUAUCAAUGACAAAUCCGGCAAAGGCAGAUUGAAAGUUACGAAAAACGUAAAAGAAAUUACCGAAGGCACUGUCGAAGAAUUGAUAGAAAAGUUUAGAGUGGCAAUUAUAGCGUUGAAAAAACAUAUAUUUAAUAUUAAAAUGCAAUACAGAAGUUACCGAAUUGCUAUUGAUGAACUGAAAAAUGAUGAAGCUCUCCUACAUAUUGAUUUCAGCGAGAAUUACAAUGGAAAAUACUAUGAGGAAAUCCAGCCUCAUCAUUUCGGGGGAUCACGGAAGCAAAUUACGUUGCAUACCGGCGUUUUGUACAUAAAACCACAAGGAGCGGACAAGGCACAGGAUUUUCUCGCUCCCCGCUCGGAUCCGGGCACCUCAUUUGUGUCCGACUGA